UCCACGAAAACAUCCGAUUGAUGAAGUACUCGCAGACCGUGAGUCAUGCCUGAAACCACUGUCAAAGCGCCCAAGAAGGGCUCAAAGAAAGCCGUGUCCAAGAGCGUCAGCAAGACCGGCAGGAAGAAGAGGAGACCCAGGAAAGAGAGCUACGCCAUCUACGUGUACAAGGUGCUGAAGCAGGUCCACCCCGAUACCGGCAUCUCGUCCAAGGCCAUGGGCAUCAUGAACUCGUUUGUGAGCGACAUCUUUGAGCGCAUCGCCGGUGAGGCCUCCCGUCUGGCUCACUACAACAAGCGCUCCACCAUCACUUCCAGGGAGAUCCAGACCGCCGUCCGCCUGCUGCUGCCCGGUGAGCUGGCCAAGCACGCCGUGUCUGAGGGCACCAAGGCCGUCACCAAAUACACCAGCUCCAAGUAGACAGCUCUGCUGAGAAAUAACCAUCGACACAAAGGCUCUUCUAAGAGCCACCCACUUUAUCUAAAGAGUUCUUCCUGUUGUCUUUGAAAUUUCAGUCAUGAAAAUUACAGUUAAGUGUUGACAACAUUUCUAACCAAAUAUGUUGUGUACCACAUAAUUUUAUAGUUAGCAUGUUUUUAUAAUCAUUGCUAAUAGUAAAACAUGUUUAUUUCUGAAAAACAUGCCCUGAUGAAGGCCAGUGAGCAUGGCCGAAACAUGUUGGUGAUUUUAAUGUUCAUCAUGAACUAGCCAUUUAAUAAAGGCCUUUUAACUUUUGCA
Messenger RNA from Epinephelus lanceolatus (giant grouper), 738 nucleotides. Its product is annotated as histone H2B 1/2-like. Lineage: Eukaryota; Metazoa; Chordata; Actinopteri; Perciformes; Serranidae. Gene Ontology annotation, cellular component: nucleosome. Gene Ontology annotation, molecular function: protein heterodimerization activity; structural constituent of chromatin; DNA binding. The record is from RefSeq and is a predicted model, not a curated record.